GAGAGAGAGAGAGAGAGAGAGGGGGGCAACGACGACACCGCAAACAACCUUUUUGCCGCUCUAAAACUCCCCAACCCAACACAACACAACCCUCCUCGUUCCUUUGCCAUCAUCUGAUACUUGAAAUUGUAUUACAUCUCUCCCAGUUGGGUUGUUGGGUGUGUAUAUUUAUAUAGUAUUAGUGUUGUAUUGUGCAUAACACAAUUCCAAUUCCAAAGAGGGGUUUUUUGAGAAAUGGGGCAGCCAUCGGUGCCGCCUGCUCCUCCCCCGUUGGUCCCCACACCAUCGCCAUCACCGGCGCCGGCAGCAGGAGCAGCAGGAUGCCAAGUAAGGUGCGCAGGUUGCCGUAUGAUUUUGAAUGUGGGGCCGGGAUUGACGGAGUUCGUAUGCCCUACGUGUCAAUUGCCUCAGAUGCUGCCGCCGGAGCUGAUGAGGGCUCCCUCACACCGAAGCGUUCCAGCACACGGCAUUGAUCCGACGAAGAUCCAGCUUCCUUGCGCUCAAUGUAAGGCCAUCCUCAACGUUCCUCACGGCCUCUCUCGCUUCUCUUGCCCUCAGUGUGGUGUCGACCUCGCUGUUGAUGUCUCCAAAUUAAAGCAUUUCUUCCCUCUCCCUCCUCCUCCUCCCCCUCCUCGUCAGCCUCCGCUUCCGCCUCCCCCUCCCGAGGAAGUCAACGAGGUAGCCAUUGAAGUGGAACGAGAAGAAGAUGAAGGUGGAAUGGUGGGAGAAACAUUUACAGACUAUCGCCCUCCCAAACUAUCUAUUGGUGCUCCACAUCCAGAUCCUAUAGUGGAGACAUCUUCCUUAUCUGCAGUUCAGCCACCUGAACCCACAUAUGAUCUUAAAAUCAAGGAUGAACUAGAAAGUUCAAAUGCAUUGUCAUGCUUGCAGAUUGAGACAUUGGUUUAUGCUUGUCAGAGACACCUUCAGCACCUUCAGAAUGGUGCUAGGGCUGGAUUUUUCGUUGGAGAUGGAGCUGGUGUGGGCAAAGGACGAACAAUUGCAGGGUUAAUCUGGGAGAAUUUUCACAAUGGGAGGAGGAAAGCAUUGUGGAUUUCUGUUGGUUCAGACUUGAAGUUCGAUGCUAGAAGGGACUUGGAUGAUGCUGGUGCAAUGUGUAUUGAAGUGCAUGCUUUGAACAAGCUGCCUUAUUCUAAGCUUGACUCAAAAUCUGUUGGGGUUAGGGAGGGAGUUGUUUUUUUGACAUAUAGCAGCCUUAUAGCAUCUUCAGAGAAAGGUCGUUCUCGUUUGCAACAGCUUGUGCAGUGGUGUGGCCCAGAAUAUGAUGGCCUUCUUAUAUUUGAUGAGUGCCACAAAGCCAAAAAUUUGGUACCUGAAGCUGGAGGGCAACCGACACGAACAGGUGAAGCUGUUCUUGAGAUUCAGGCUCGACUUCCUGAAGCUCGUGUUAUUUAUUGUUCAGCAACUGGUGCUUCAGAACCACGCAAUAUGGGUUAUAUGGUUCGGCUUGGUCUUUGGGGGUCUGGAACAAGUUUCUCUAAUUUUCGUGAAUUUUUAGGUGCACUAGAAAAAGGAGGUGUUGGAGCACUAGAACUUGUAGCCAUGGACAUGAAAGCAAGGGGAAUGUAUGUAUGUCGGACACUUAGCUAUAAAGGGGUGGAGUUUGAAGUUGUUGAAGCACCAUUAGAUGCCAAAAUGAUGGAGAUGUAUAAAAAAGCUGCAGAAUUUUGGGCAGAGUUGCGUGUGGAGUUGCUAUCAGCCAGUGCAUAUCUUUCUAAUGAGAAGCCUAAUUCUAGUCAGUUGUGGCGAUUAUACUGGGCAAACCAUCAGCGUUUUUUUAGACACAUGUGUAUGUCAGCUAAGGUGCCUGCUGUUGUGAGACUUGCUAAUCAAGCAUUGAUGGAAAAUAAGUGUGUGGUUGUUGGCCUUCAGAGUACUGGAGAGGCACGGACUGAGGAAGCCGUGACAAAAUAUGGUCUUGAACUCGAUGAUUUUGUUUCGGGGCCUCGCGAACUUUUGCUAAAAUUUGUUGAAGAAAAUUAUCCUUUGCCUGAAAAGCCUGAAUCACUUCCAGGAGAGGAAAGUGUGAAGGAGCUUCAACGAAAGAGGCACUUAGCAACACCUGGUGUUUCAUUUAAAGGAAGAGUGAGGAAAGUUGCAAAAUGGAGAGCUGCAAGUGAUGCUGAAAGUGAGGAAGAAUCUGAAAAUCACUGUUGUAGGUAUUGGGUAUUAAAUGUGGUUGGUUGUGGACCUCUGGGAAGAUGGCGGGUACUUCAAUGGCUACAUAUUGCUGGAGAUUGCGGAGGAGUAUACCAAGGCAACCUUAGAGAUAGAGAGGGUGACAAUGUAUGACCUUGAACACUUAGC
Molecule: messenger RNA, 2328 nt
Organism: Camellia sinensis
Lineage: Eukaryota; Viridiplantae; Streptophyta; Magnoliopsida; Ericales; Theaceae
Source: RefSeq, a predicted model, not a curated record